CAAUUCUUGUAUCUCUCUACUCGAUCUCCAUUUGCCGAUCUUCGAAGCGGAACUGUGGCCAGUGACGAGCGAGAAGAGAAGAUCUAUCAGGGGUUUCGAGAAGCAUGGCAGGAGCUGGAACAUCGAUGCUGGGGUCUCUUCUUGUGUUUACAGUGAUCCUCUCGCUUCAAGAGAUUUACAGAGGGAAGUUAGCUUCAACAGAGCUGUUCACGAUCCUAGGUGGAUUCACCAGCUCUCUCCUCUUUUUGUUUUCUCUCACUUUCAUUGGAAAUUUCCAGGAAUCUUCUGGCAUCAAGAGUGGUUGGGGUGCAGUCAUCCUUGCCGAAAUCAUUGCUCUUAUCGCUGCUAGCACGGUGCAUCGGGUUUGUAUUACAACCUGUUUUUUGUUCUCUGCUGGGCUAUUGUACGAGAUGAACAAGAUCUCUGGAUACAUGCUAUCCAAAACCGACUCCAAGUCUAAGAGACACUGAACCAGAUAAUGUAAUAGGUUUAUUCUGGAAUUUAGAUUUUGUUUGGCACUAGAAGAUGCAAGAACACUUCCAACUUCAUGAACUGGGAUUCUUAGAAACCUUGAAUUCGAGAUCCUCAUCUUAUAGUUGAUGUGACUUUUUUGUUGUCUUUGCAUCUUAUAAUCGUAGAAAGAUCAUGUUGUUAGUUGUGCUUAUGUU
Molecule: messenger RNA, 668 nt
Organism: Capsella rubella
Lineage: Eukaryota; Viridiplantae; Streptophyta; Magnoliopsida; Brassicales; Brassicaceae
Product: keratinocyte-associated protein 2
Exons: 5
Coding region: 105-470 (121 amino acids)
Source: RefSeq, a predicted model, not a curated record